Messenger RNA from Cadophora gregata, 1309 nucleotides. RefSeq lists its product as uncharacterized. Bases 305 to 1309 code for a protein of 334 amino acids. The record is from RefSeq and is a predicted model, not a curated record. Gene Ontology annotation, molecular function: peroxidase activity; heme binding. The transcript has 4 exons. Gene Ontology annotation, biological process: cellular response to oxidative stress; response to reactive oxygen species; hydrogen peroxide catabolic process. Lineage: Eukaryota; Fungi; Ascomycota; Leotiomycetes; Helotiales; Ploettnerulaceae.
AUCAUGUUUGGUUUGUCGUAUGUAUUUUGUGGUACAGAUUCUCCACAACGCCAAAGCUUGUUGUAAAGAUCCAACGAGCUACAUACAAUUGUGCCUGAUAUCAGGAUAAAUUUUCGAUCUCUCAAUGUCGGCUAGGCUGUGGAGGUUAGGUAUGUAGAGUGUGGAAAGGAGCGAGUGGAAAUGUUUAUAUAUUGUUCUUGCCUCAUGCUGGGAUGUAACGAUUCUCUAGAUCGCUCAGGAUCACAAUUAGUAGAAGGUGCUCAGUCUUAUAUUCUUCCACUUCAUUAUCCUUCAAAAAUUCCAAAUGUUGUUCUCACGUCUCGCCUUCGCUCUAGCAGCUACCUCAACCUCUGCCUUCAGUAUCACAGAAUUCGCUCACUCUGGAGCGGCAGCUUUCAAACGCUUCAUACCUAGCAAGAGAAGUCCACUGCCUAUCGAGGAAAGAGGUGGCAACUGCCCGGCAGUAUGGACCAGUAUAGCGAGUGAUCUGACCGCCAUGUUCCUGGACACAUCUACCAAUCCCUCGCAGUGCAACGACGAUGCUCGCGCAGCGAUCAGAGAGGCUUUCCACGAUUGUGGAUCUUGGGAGACAAGCUUGGGAGCUACAGGAGGCUGUGAUGGCUCGCUCAUUCUCUCGGUUGGCAAUGAUGAGUUGGGUCGCGGAGAGAACAACGGCCUACAAGACAUAUCUGGGAAGCUGCUGGCUCUGCAGAACAAAUGGGUGGCAGUCGAUCCUUCAGUCACAGUAGCAGAUGUUAUCCAAUUCGCUGCUUCUGUUGCCAUCGUCACAUGCCCAGGUGGACCACAGAUCAAGACCUUUGUUGGCCGUAAGGACUCCACAACACCCGCGAAGGGCUCUCUCCUUCCAGAUGUCUUUGCUGGUGCAGACGAUCUUUAUGCACUUUUCCAACGCAAAGGCCUCAGUGCCUCUGAGCUUGCUGCUCUCCUCGGUGCACACUCCACCAGUAAACAAUUCCAUGUCCCAGGAGCACCAGUCAAUGCAUCUCAAGACAGCACCCCAGGUCUCUGGGACGUUAAGUACUAUGCUGAAACACUCUCACCACCAUCAAAUGUCUACGUCUUUCCUUCUGAUGCAAAGCUUGCUGUUCAUCCUACCGUUGGGAAGGAGUUCAAGGCAUUUGUUGGAGGACAGGCGAAAUGGACCGCUGCUUUCGGUGCUGCCAUGACCAAAAUGUCAUUAUUUGGUGUGGCGAAGGAUCAGAAAAUGAUCGACUGUACCAGCGCAGUACCCAGGGGGACCAGUAAGAGAGAUAUGCGUGCUUCACCUAUUAAUGAUCGUGUUCGCUAG